AGCGGAUGUUAUUAUUAUUCACUUCCGGGUGCAACCAAUCGGGCGCCAUCUUGUCUUGUUCGUGAAGAAGUAGAAGCAUCGAAAGGUUUGGAGAGGUAUUACCGGAACGGUGGCGACAACGGUGUUCCGGAACCAGAGUGGGGCAUAAGUAAUCUUGCUGCUAUGCUUCCAAGCUGUAGUCUGAAUCAACCUAAAUUUUAAACAGAAGGUGAACCUCUGAGGUAGAAAAUCAGAUCUAUUUUAAAAGUCAGCAUGUGGGAUCAAGGAGGACAGCCUUGGCAGCAAUGGCCCUUGAACCAGCAACAGUGGAUGCAGUCAUUCCAGCACCAGCAGGAUCCAAGCCAGAUUGACUGGGCUGCGUUGGCUCAAGCUUGGAUUGCCCAAAGAGAAGCCUCAGGGCAGCAGAGUAUGGUAGAACAGCCACCAGGAAUGAUGCCAAAUGGACAGGACAUGUCUACAAUGGAAUCUGGUCCAAACAAUCAUGGGAAUUUCCAAGGGGAUUCAAACUUUAACAGAAUGUGGCAACCAGAAUGGGGAAUGCAUCAGCAGCCCCCACACCCCCCUCCAGAUCAGCCAUGGAUGCCACCAACACCAGGCCCAAUGGACAUUGUUCCUCCUUCCGAAGACAGCAACAGUCAGGACAGUGGGGAAUUUGCCCCUGACAACAGGCAUAUAUUUAACCAGAACAAUCACAACUUUGGUGGACCACCCGAUAAUUUUGCAGUGGGGCCAGUGAACCAGUUUGACUAUCAGCAUGGGGCUGCUUUUGGUCCACCGCAAGGUGGAUUUCAUCCUCCUUAUUGGCAACCAGGACCUCCAGGACCUCCAGCACCUCCCCAGAAUCGAAGAGAAAGGCCAUCAUCAUUCAGGGAUCGGCAGCGAUCACCUAUUGCACUUCCUGUGAAGCAGGAGCCUCCACAAAUUGAUGCAGUAAAACGCAGGACUCUUCCAGCUUGGAUUCGAGAAGGUCUUGAAAAAAUGGAACGUGAAAAGCAAAAGAAGUUGGAGAAAGAAAGAAUGGAGCAACAACGUUCACAGUUGUCCAAAAAAGAAAAGAAGGCCACAGAAGAUGCUGAAGGAGGAGAUGGCCCUCGUUUACCUCAGAGAAGUAAAUUUGAUAGUGAUGAGGAAGAUGAAGACACUGAAAAUGUUGAAGCUGCUAGUAGUGGAAAAGUCACCAGAAGUCCAUCUCCAGUUCCUCAAGAAGAGCAGAGUGAACCAGAGAUGACUGAAGAAGAGAAAGAGUAUCAAAUGAUGUUGCUGACAAAAAUGCUUCUGACCGAAAUUCUACUGGAUGUCACAGAUGAAGAAAUUUAUUAUGUAGCCAAAGAUGCACACCGGAAAGCAACGAAAGCUCCUGCAAAACAGCUGGCACAGUCCAGUGCACUGGCUUCCCUCACUGGACUCGGUGGACUGGGUGGUUAUGGAUCGGGAGACAGUGAAGAUGAGAGGAGUGACAGAGGCUCUGAGUCAUCUGACACUGAUGAUGAGGAAUUACGGCACCGAAUCCGGCAAAAACAGGAAGCUUUUUGGAGAAAAGAAAAAGAACAGCAGCUGUUACAUGAUAAACAGAUGGAAGAAGAAAAGCAGCAAACAGAAAGGGUUACAAAAGAGAUGAAUGAAUUUAUCCAUAAAGAGCAAAAUAGUUUAUCACUACUAGAAGCAAGAGAAGCAGAUGGUGAUGUGGUUAAUGAAAAGAAAAGAACUCCAAAUGAAACUACGUCAGUUUUAGAACCAAAAAAAGAGCAUAAAGAGAAAGAGAAACAAGGAAGGAGUAGAUCAGGAAGUUCUAGUAGUGGUAGUUCCAGUAGCAAUAGCAGAACUAGUAGUACUAGUAGUACUGUCUCUAGCUCUUCAUAUAGUUCUAGCUCAGGUAGUAGUCGCACUUCUUCUCGAUCUUCUUCUCCUAAAAGGAAAAAAAGACAUAGUAGGAGUAGAUCUCCAACAAUUAAAGCUAGACGGAGUAGAAGUAGAAGUUACUCACGCAGAAUAAAAAUAGAGAGCAAUAGGGCUAGAGUAAAGAUUAGAGAUAGGAGGAGAUCUAAUAGAAAUAGCAUUGAAAGGGAAAGACGAAGAAAUCGGAGUCCUUCUCGAGAGAGACGUAGAAGUAGAAGUCGCUCAAGGGAUAGGCGAACCAAUCGGUCCAGUCGCAGUAGGAGUCGAGAUAGGCGUAAAAUUGAUGAUCAACGUGGAAAUCUUAGUGGGAGCAGUCAUAAGCAUAAAGGUGAGGCUAAAGAACAAGAGAGAAAAAAGGAGAGGAGCCGAAGUAUAGAUAAAGAUAGGAAAAAGAAAGACAAAGAAAGGGAACGAGAACAGGAUAAAAGAAAAGAGAAACAAAAAAGGGAAGAAAAAGAUUUUAAGUUCAGUAGUCAGGAUGAUAGGUUAAAAAGGAAACGAGAAAGUGAAAGAACAUUCUCUAGGAGUGGUUCUAUAUCUGUUAAAAUUAUCAGACAUGAUUCUAGACAGGAUAGUAAGAAAAGUACUACCAAAGAUAGCAAAAAACAUUCAGGCUCUGAUUCUAGUGGAAGGAGCAGUUCUGAAUCUCCAGGAAGUAGCAAAGAAAAGAAGGCUAAGAAGCCUAAACAUAGUCGAUCGCGAUCCAUGGAGAAAUCUCAAAGGUCUGGUAAGAAGGCAAGCCGCAAACACAAGUCUAAGUCCCGAUCAAGAUCAACAACCCCUCCCCGUCGUAAACGCUGAGGAAUGAUGUGGCAAGAAUGCCAUGAUGUUUAAAAAAUUCCAUGAGUUUUAAGGGCUUGUCUCAUUAUAGAGGCACAUUGUGGCUGUGUAGGUGAAACCAGAAUCUUUUUUUUUUUUUUUUUUAAUCUGUAAAUAGGUGUACUUUUUCCAAAUGCUGCUCCAAGUUACUUAAUAGGAUUUCUUUGUAUUACAUUUUUUUCAAAAAAAAAUAGUGCUUAAUAAGACUAUAAACAUGCCAUUCUCUUUCAGCUGUAAUGUUCUUAAAAUUAUUCUUGAAUGUACUGUGAUGUCAAUAAAGCUCUUCAGUUCAUUUUUGUUAACCUCUUGCACCUUAAUUUUAUGAUUUUAAUCUAAGGAACGUACUUUUAUAAAAAGGCAGCUGGAAUUUUGUAUAACAGGUUUUAAAGGUACUUCCUCUCAUCUUCCCCAAAGAAAAUGGUUUUAACUUAGUAGUUUGUCAAAGUUUGUAAAUUGUACCCAUGGAUUUUUGUCAAAUUCCAACUUUAAGGGUGUAGAAGAGGGCCAAAAAUAGAUCUUUACUUUUCAUUUGGAAACAUUUGAAAGCUUUCUAAACUUUUCUUCCUAUUUUGAGGAUUUUCAAGUAAUAUAUUUUCUGUGUAUAAAGUAUGGUUUACUUCUUCUGUACAAUGAAAUUGCUGGAAUCAAUCAAGCCAGUGCAUCAUUAGAGUUAUUUAUAAGGAACAAUUGUGUUUGACACUAAUAGUCAAGUCUGGAACUGUAUUCUGCAGUUAUCCACUUCUGUUUUAGAAGCGUAUUUUAAACACUGGGGUAUGACAGAAAUAAGACUCACAAUUCAGUAUAUUUAUUUAUAUUUUUAAAGUGUAAUAUGACCUCAGCUCAGUGGAGGAAUGCUGUAUUAUGCAGGUUUGUGUCAAUUUCAUGACCUUAAAAUGAUUUGGUUUUGUCACUUUCUUACAAUUAUGAUCAGUGAGUGGUCUAGCUAUUUAAGGCAGUCAUAACUUACAAGUAAAAUGAGGCUCUGCAGGCAUUUAAAUGCUCAACUGCUUUCAGGGUCUGUUUUUAUGUGAUUAUUCACUUAUGCCACAAUAGAUACAUCUCUGAAAACAAACGCUUUUACAUUUUAGUUUAAAAAGGAAAAGAACAAGUUCAGGUCACGGAAAAGUUUUAAAGUAAUGCCUUCUUACCAGCAAUAGUUCAUUUUAAAAUAAGCCAGAUUUUUGCCAAGAUCAGUGUUUCUUCAAAAUGAAGGUAGAAAUAGAUUUGUAAGUGUGCUCUUGUACCUCUACAUAGGUUCUUAAAUUUUGAGCAGUUAUGCAUUUAUCUAGAGGAAAUAAAUCAACUGUGAAUAAAUGCAUGUUUACCAAAAUGGUUGUUUUACAGUGCAUUUAGUUCUGAUAUUUAUAAAGUUGAUAUUUCACAGAAUAACUUUUAAAUAGUUUGGAAUUCUAUAUAGUUUAGACAUCAGUCACGUGGAGACAAAAUGAAAAUGUGCAAUAUUUUUUAUGUAGGUGAGCUAACACAAUGUACCUAAUUGCAGAAUUAUCAGAUUAAUUUGUAAUAGAUAAGUUGUAUAACAUUUUCAUAUCUUAAAAUGUUUUUUAGAUCAAUCUUCAGGUGAAAUAAUAUUUUCAAAAUAAAAUUCUACAGAAAAGUUCUGUUGGCUAUGAUAUGCACAUUUUUGGGCAAGACAAAUGACUAGAGCCAAAAAUAGUAUUUGACAGUUUUAUUUACUCUGCCAUAAUAUGCAAGCUUCUUAUUUAAAUCUGUAGAUAUUUUUUAAAACACAGUCAUGAUAUAUGUGAUUAUUAGUAGAUACAUCAGUGUUAUAAUUAGAUAUUUGGGUUUUUCGGGUUUUAUGGAUAAUUUAGAGAAAUCAUCAUUUCACUGACAUGUAAUGAAGUAUGUUUACCUUAGUGGUAAGAUUUUCUGAAAUAGGGCUUCCAUGAUUUGGGAUGUGAAUGCUAACACACAUAAGUUGACUAGAUACUUAAUUUGGUUAUGAAAUCUUCUAAAAUGACACCACCAGAAAAUCAGUAGAUUCGAUUUUUGAGACAAUCAUGGGUCUGAAUUGAUUAAUAAAACUGUCUUGGGUUUCUCUUUUAAAGUAUUUCUAGUGUAUUAAUCAUACUUGUUUUUGUGCAAUGGGGGUUAUACCACACCAUUAAGAGAAUAAAAUGUAAUUUGAAAGAGGGAAUUACAAGAUUUGUUUAAUGAAGGCCCCAAAAUAUAAAUAAAGACUGGUGUGGAAUCUCAGUGUA
Molecule: messenger RNA, 4937 nt
Organism: Canis lupus familiaris (dog)
Lineage: Eukaryota; Metazoa; Chordata; Mammalia; Carnivora; Canidae
Gene: PNISR
Product: PNN interacting serine and arginine rich protein
Exons: 13
Coding region: 253-2697 (814 amino acids)
Cellular component (GO): nuclear speck; presynaptic active zone
Molecular function (GO): RNA binding
Source: RefSeq, a predicted model, not a curated record